UAUAUAACGAUCAUGGGAUUGUUUUCCCUCUCUUAUCGAACAACGAAGACGUUUAAUUUUUUUUUUUUUUUCGCGUGGGUUGUUGUUUUUUUCCGUUCUGAUUUUUCUGCUGACAUACUUUAAAAAACCUUAUGAGAACAAAGACCUAUGUAUGAGGGUUUUUUUUUCGCGUGGGUUGCUGUUAUCAUACUUUUGUAUACGGAAAAACUAUGAGAACAAAGGCCUAUGUAUGUAUGUAUGAUUUUUUUUCGCGUGGAUUGCUGACAUCACACUUUUGCACACGAUGACAACGAUCCCGAACAGAGGCUAGCGUUCUGUUAGAGUGAUAAAACUCCAUACUAAUGCUUUGCGGCUUAUAAAUACUGCCUCACAUUCAGCUGCAGAAGCCAGUGCAAAAAGUUUUGUCAAACAGUUGUCCCCAUAAUACUGCUUGCUUGCGGCUUAUAAGUACUAUACUACAUUCAGUUGUAGAAGCCAGAACAAAAAAAAAAAAUUUAGUCAAACAGUUGACAGUUGAAAAAUUUAGUCAAACAGUUGAAAGUUGACAGUUGAAAAAGUAAAAGUGAAUAUAUAAUGGAUGACUACUAUUUUUAUCAAAACUCGCAAUACGUUGUUCUUGAUGAUGAUGAUGAUGAUGAUGAUGUAGAAAUGAAUGCUGACGCAUCUCAAAAUGGUUGUUCUAACGAACAACCACCACCACCACAACAACCUCAAAAUGGGAGUGAACAACUGCCACCAGCACUACCACCAUCAGCACAACAACAACAACCACAACAACAACAACAACAACCACCAACAACGUCACGUGUGAAUGAAGAACAACAUCAACAGCAACCACCAACACCACAUGAGAAUGAUCAACCGCUAAUAUUACAACAACCAUUAGCACCACAACAACAAAAUGUGCGUCUUCCAGAUCACCCGGAGCUGUGACAUCAUCGGGGGUCCCUUAUGGUAUACACACACACACACACAUAUACAAUAUUGUAAUACUAUACUAUACAUACAUAUAUAAUACUACCCACACACACACACACA
This is a messenger RNA of Drosophila albomicans, 1038 nucleotides long. Its product is annotated as nuclear transcription factor Y subunit beta-like. The record is from RefSeq and is a predicted model, not a curated record. Bases 574 to 933 code for a protein of 119 amino acids. NCBI's taxonomy places the organism in Eukaryota, Metazoa, Arthropoda, Insecta, Diptera, Drosophilidae. The transcript is spliced from 2 exons.